CGGCGCGCCAAAAUCUGGGCUUGGUAUACGCCGCUGGGCAAUAUCAAGCAAGAUUAAACGUACACAGUCCGUCGACAAGUAGCCAGGCCAGAGACUGAGACGAAGAGCCCGUCCCCAGCUGCGCUACAAAGCGAGCACACAGCUGUACCGGCCGCCCGCUGGAUGAUUGGCAAAUCCCGGACGUGCGCGGUGCUGGCGUUGGCGCAACUCACGGGCGCCGUCGCGACGAUGAAAUUAAGGAGCGGCCUGAAGAUGACCGCGUCUGGAGGCGGUACAAAACUGCGGAUGCCGCAGCCGGCCACGCUGGCCACGUCUGCAGCUCUAGUGUCGACGGGCGCCGUGUUCAUACGGUCCAAAAUGACACAAACAGCCGUAACAGUAGCAGCGAACCCGAAGAUGGCCGAGGGCCUGGCCUACUCCUUCGCCGCGCUGUGCGGCAACACCGCCGCUUCACUGUUAAGGAAGCAAGUCUCACGAAGCUCAAAGGUGAAGCCCGCGGAACAAGUGGGCCUCGCGACGGCAUUGCAGGGCGUCGUCGCCUGCGCCUACUGCGCCCAGCAGGGGCUAUUUUCGACAGCAGUCACCUCAGCAUUCUUAAUACCAGCGGUCGGCUCCGCGGUCCUCAACGCCCUCACAAAAACGCUGGAGACCAAGGCCUACGCCAUCACGGACGUGUCGUUGUGUGCGCCCUUUUUAGCUUUUGAUCCGGUCAUGCAGUUUUUGCUGCCGGUCCGCGACGCGGCGUCCCGUUUCACGCCGUCGACGCGCGUCGUCUCCAGGAAUGAUGGAAGUGGGUGGUUUCUUUUCUGAUUUUGAGCCGUUUCGGACCGCGUCGGGCCCGUCGCGGCGUGUCAGAGAGACAGCGAUCACAUCGAUGGCGUCUUCACGAGACAGCGCCGCCGCGACGCCGUCGUCACGACCACACGAGAGCCGACGCGUCGCGUGAGUGGACGGAGGCGGUCUCGCGAGACGGUAUCAAUCAACACAGGCGCUCUUCGCGCCGCUGGCCUGCCGAGCCUUUGGUAUUGGAUGUGGAUUAACAGCACAAUUCCCGCCCUACCACCCUUUAGCUGUUGUUUGUGUGGGCACUGGAGCUUACUUAUUAGCGUCAGUGGCCGCGAAAGCCGCAAAAACAGCGAAAAAGCAAGACUCGAAGGUCGACAGUAGAACGGCCUACGGCCUGCCCAUCGGCGCCUGGAUGAUCCUGGGCAACUGCGCGAUUUAUUCGAUCACUUCCAGACUAGAUAAAUUAGCAGUUCUCGCGGCAGGAAAAACGCUGUACUACGCCUACGGCCGCGUCAUCAUGGCCUCGACGUGCUUCCUGGGCGUGAGGCCGGGCAAAGAGGCCGUCCGGGAGCUGACGCAGCCCAAAGUCGCUUCGUUAGUUCUGGCGACGUGUGCCGCGGAGGCCGUCUACAUGCUCGCGUUGUAUCAAGCUUUUGCGUGCAUCUCGCCGGUCUACGUCACGGCGAUCAAACGGGGCGGCGGCGUGCUGCUCGCUUCUUUUGCCUCCAUGUUCUUUUUUAAAGAACCUCUGGCCGGCCGGGGCUUCCCGAUCGCGGCGAUCGUUGCUGGGGUUGUGGCGCUGUGCCUUUGAAGCGAGUAAGGAGGAGUCAACUCG
Molecule: messenger RNA, 1621 nt
Organism: Pelagomonas calceolata
Lineage: Eukaryota; Pelagophyceae; Pelagomonadales; Pelagomonadaceae
Source: the annotation of a GenBank genome assembly